CCGAACACAUUCUGUUUGGUCUGGAACUGGCAGCAUCCAACGGUUUAGAUUCAUCCUGACGUGCCCCAACACAACACUUUCUUCCAACUUCUGAAAUUGCCUUUGCAUGUCGUCUACCCGUUGCUUAAAUUAAAUAAAAUAAAUAUAAGCAAAAGCAAGUCCAUCAAACCAAGUAAUGAUUCUCCUUUUCUGGGUGUUUGCUUUACCCUAUUGCCAUUCCUUUCUUUACUUCAAGACUAGACCCCCUUUUCUCUUUUCAAAUUGAAAAGGGAACUUUCCCUUCCCUUCUUCCACAAUCCAUAUGCUCCUCAAAGUUGCCACAAUGAUCAAUCCUCUGACCAAAUUGUAAUGGUCAAUUCUAUUGGUUCAAACGCCAAGAGUUGGAAUUCCCACCUAAAAAUAAAAUGCUGGAAUAUUCAGGUGUCUGUACUGUCAGAUCCGAAGAAUAGAUCAUUCUACUGCAGUCUCUUCAUUGUACUUUCAUUGAUUUCCGGUGCUUAUUUCAUUGGUAGUGCGUCCAUUUCUCAGGAGUACAAGGAAAAAUUAACUAGAUGGAAAGUUAUCUACAAUAUGCAGAAUACAAAUCUUGGUACUUGCAAGAAACGGUGCCAGCCGUCAGGGACUGAGGCAUUACCGGAAGGAAUUGUUGUCAAAACAUCGGACUUGGAAAUGCGGCCUUUAUGGGGCUCCUCUAUGAAAAAUAAAAACUCAACGCCUUCAAUGAGCUUGCUGGCUAUUGCAGUUGGAAUAAAACAGAAAGAAAUAGUGGACAAAAUUGUUAGGAAGUUUCUAUCAAGUGAUUUUGUGGUAAUGCUUUUCCAUUAUGAUGGUGCUGUGGAUAAAUGGAGGGACUUACCUUGGAGUGAUACUGCCAUACAUGUAUCUGUGAUGAACCAAACAAAAUGGUGGUUCGCAAAACGUUUCUUGCAUCCAGAUAUAGUGACUGAAUAUAAAUAUAUUUUUCUCUGGGAUGAGGACCUCGGAGUUGAGAAUUUUGAUCCAGAACGAUAUCUAUCAAUUAUUCGGGAAGAGGGACUUGAAAUAUCACAGCCAGCACUUGAUCCUGUCAAAUCGGAGGUGUAUCAUCCAAUCACUGCACGUGCAAAGAAAUCAAAAGUGCACAGAAGGUUUUAUAAGUUCAAAGGCAGUGGAAGGUGCGAUGAUCAGAGCUCUGGUCCUCCAUGUAUAGGUUGGGUGGAAAUGAUGGCACCUGUAUUCUCAAGUGCGGCUUGGCAAUGUGUAUGGUACAUGAUUCAGAAUGACUUGAUCCAUGCAUGGGGACUGGAUGUGCAGCUUGGUUACUGUGCACAAGGGGAUCGAAUGAAAAAUGUUGGUGUGGUUGACUCGGAAUAUAUAGUUCAUCUUGGUCUUCCUACACUUGGUGUCGCAGAUGACAAUAAGGGUAUCAAUGGCAUGGCUCAUUCUCACAAAGAGGGCUCAAAAGCAUUGGCACCGUCUGGCCUCCCUCAAGCCAGUAAUAGAGCUAAAGUUAGGAUGCAGUCCUUCAUUGACAUGCGGAUCUUUAAGGAAAGAUGGAGGAAUGCAGUCAAGGAGGAUAAAUGUUGGGUUGACCCAUAUUAACUAUUAGCAAACCCAGUUAUCCGUAAAUUCUAUUUAUACAACUUCCUUCAUGUGAAAAUUCGAGGUGGGUGACCAUUAUUAUACAAAAAGAUAGAAGACAUCAGAUCAAAUAGCCGAUGACAAAUAUUUUGGAGUUCGACAAAAGAAGUUAUGAUGUGAAAUGACAUCGCUUAUUGUACAUGCAGUAUAUUGUUGUAUCCCUGGCUGGAAUGACCAAUCCAUCAAUUUUGGGUUGUGAUUGCAUCACAUUUUGUUGUAAAUAUCACCAUGUAAAAUUUAUUGAUGCGUCAAAACUUUAUGAUGUAAUGAAUAUUGUUGACCCAAGCAAUGUUAUUCUUUAAUUUCUGUGGGGAAUUUUCAUGCA
Messenger RNA from Rosa rugosa (rugosa rose), 1945 nucleotides. RefSeq lists its product as uncharacterized. The record is from RefSeq and is a predicted model, not a curated record. NCBI's taxonomy places the organism in Eukaryota, Viridiplantae, Streptophyta, Magnoliopsida, Rosales, Rosaceae. The coding region runs from base 349 to 1581 and encodes 410 amino acids. The transcript is spliced from 16 exons.